Peronospora matthiolae is the source of this 555-nucleotide messenger RNA. The record is from the annotation of a GenBank genome assembly. Lineage: Eukaryota; Oomycota; Peronosporomycetes; Peronosporales; Peronosporaceae.
AUGUACAUCGCCACAUGUACACGACCGGACAUUGCGCAUGCGGUUGGCGAAGUUGCGAAGUUUUGCGAGCGCUACGACAAGUCGCAUUGGACAGUAGCAAAGCGGAUUCUCAAAUAUCUCAAGACGACUCGAGACUUUAGCAUCGUGUUCAGCGGCAUCAACAAUGGAGAGCUGAUCGGAUUCGCGGAUGCAAACUGGGCUGGCGACCUCGACACGCGGCGUUCGACAACAGGAUACGUUUUCUUCCUGAACGGAAGCGUUGUAUGGUGGAAUUUGAAGCAUCAACCAACGGUCGCGACCUCAAGUACUGAAGCACAGUACAUGAGUCUGUACAGCGCGACACAGGAAGCAAUUUGGCUUCGAGGUCUGCUCAAGGACCUGAACUACUGUGCCAAGAACGCGACGACGAUUUUUCUUAAGACAAUCAAGGUUGCAAGUGCAGUGAUCGCGCUAGAGUUCAAGCCGACAGAACAGAUGGUUGCGGAUGGAUUCACCAAGGCACUUCCAAGAGACAAGCACAGCAAGUUCAUCACGGGUAUGUGCAUGGCGGUGUAG